This is a messenger RNA of Ostreococcus lucimarinus CCE9901, 2487 nucleotides long. RefSeq lists its product with no specific name. The transcript has a single exon. The record is from RefSeq and is a predicted model, not a curated record. NCBI's taxonomy places the organism in Eukaryota, Viridiplantae, Chlorophyta, Mamiellophyceae, Mamiellales, Bathycoccaceae. The coding region runs from base 1 to 2487 and encodes 828 amino acids.
AUGGCGUCGCCGAACGCGCGCGUGGGCGUCGGAUCGCGGGAUUGGGCGUUGAGCGUCGGCGCGGCGUUGGCGACGGCGGCUCGAUGGAACGACGUCGCGGCGACGGAAUUGUUUGAACUCAUCGACGAUAAGAUUCAGGGAGGCGCGGGCGAGCGCGUGGUUGGGUUGACGCUGCUUCACGCCGCGCUCGCCGUCGAUGGUUUAGUCGCGAGCGAUGAUUUAGUCGUCGCCGUGCACAAGGCGUUGACGGCGGUGAGCGGCGCGCCGGUGGAGAAUGGAUUCGCGUGCGCGAGCGUCGGCAUGCGUUGCGUGUGCGCGGCGGCGAGGAACCUUUCCAUGGGCGACGUCAGGACGUUACGAAGCGCGUGGCUCGAGCCGAGACUGCGUGCUCAAGGAUUUACCUGGCACAGCGCGCAAAGCGACGAGUCGCGCGCGACGCUUUCGCUCAUUGAAUAUUUAAAAAUCCCGCGAGACGAGCGGCUCGGCGCGACGGCGAUGUCGGCGUUUUUGAUAGCUGAUUUGGAUCUCGUCGGUUACGUCGACGCCGAGGAGUUCAAACGCAAAGUCGUGCACGGGUCGGUCGAUCUGGAUAGUCCGGCGUUUCGCGCGCUCGCGGCGAGCGAACGCGCCGUCGGACGAACCGUCGCGGCGGCAAUCAUCGCCACGCAAAUGAAUCUCAUUCACACGCUUUACGUCGCACCUGGUCAAGAAGAUGACGCGGACGAGUUACGGAUGAAAGUAGCUACUGAGGGUGGAAGGAUUCUGUGCGGUAAAGCUCUCGAUUUACUUCGACUGGAGCGCGCGAAUACGGCGAGUUUGACAGAGAACGCGCAGAUGAAGGUUGAGGAGCUGACCACGGAUGCUCAACCGAGCACGUUCUUCGGGGUUUUGAGCUACGCACUGACGACGAACGUGAUCGAUAUCGAUGAAAAUGAGCGCGCAAAGCUCGUUUCGUGGUGCUGCGACAAAUUGAGUGAAAAAUUCGUCACCGCGACGGAUGCUUCGAUGCGCGCGAUGAUCACCUCUGGCUGCUUGAGCGCUCUCUUACGCCUCGCCGAGACAUCGGAGAACGCAGCGAUGGCGGACGCAUGUAUGCAGUGCGUUUCGGUGCUCAUCGAUCUGAUAUUGGUACCUAGCACACUGUACGACUUUGUCGAAAUCAUAGCCUUCAAAACACCGUCGUUGGAUUUACUCGGCGUUGAGAGCAAGUCAGAGGACGACAAACGAGCGACUUACGUGGUGGCGGCGCUGAAUUGGUCGGUGUCUCGUAUUCGAGCCUCAUCGACGGUUGCACAAGCCGACAAAUCACUCAACUUAUUCAGAAGAUUAUUUGUCUUGCUCCCGGAAACGGAGCACACGACUUGGUUGGAAUAUUUCACUGACGCGUACGCGAGCGCCGCGUUGUGGGCGGGCUGCGUCGAAAAAGAAGUCGCGGUGGAUACUGACCGCGUGCUCGCAGAUGACGCGGCGCGCAAGUGUGUAGAGUCGUUCGAAGCUGAUAUCUCACGCGAGACAUCGAAAAAGACGCCAGAGUGGUUGGGAAAUCUUCAAACGCGCGCGAGAUGGUUGAAUGAAGCGUUUGCUGCGCUCGGCGAAGACGCCUACCUUAGAGCACACUUCACCGCAGACCUCGCCGCAAUCGUGUCAAAGUCUGUGGAUGUCGGACUCCAAGGUUCGACCGACCCGAAAGUCAAUGCAUCGUACUGGCCAUAUGAAAGCAAGCGUCCACUCAUCGUCCCUCGCGCGCCGCUGGGACCGGGUGGUAUUUUGGCGACGUCGGCUGCGACGUUUGAUCUCAUCGCCAAGCAGCUUGAAUCGCAAUUUCUCGCGAUCGAGACGAGUUUGCAGAAAUCACUGAUGGAACACACUGGUCUAAUUCACAUGAUGACCACGGUAACAUCAGCCGUCGCCGCCGCUGGCGUCGCCAUCAAGACACCGGGCGGCGCGAGCGCGGGGCGCGUCGCCGCCGCCGCCGCGCGAGCGCUCGUCCUAGUGGCGCAAUCCAUCACGCAUCUGCACGUCACUGUUAACUGCAGUGAGAUGCAAUUGAGAAACGAAGAACGGGAGCUCCUGUUGCUCACCAAACAGUUACUCGAAGCGUCCAACGUUAUGGAGCAAAGGAAGACGCUUGAAGCCGCGCCGGGGGUGCAUCGCCGUCGCUACGCCGCGGCCCGCGCGGCGUUGGCUCGCGCCCUCAGUCUCACCGAUGCCUCCUCCGAAGACAUCAAAUUCGAGCUCAACAAAAUUCGCAAGCGUCGACACUCAAAGCGCUGGACGGAAAAGCACCAGCGUCCACCGACCGCGCCGCGUCCCGCCUCCGCCGUCAACUUCACCGCUCGCGAAGCCGAGCCCGACGACUUCGUCGACGAGGACGGCGUCUCCAUACUCGAAGCCUUCGAGCCGAGCACGGACGAGGAAUCCGACAGCGGCGAUAACGACGACGACGCCUUCGUCGUGCGCGGGAUGCAGGACUUCGACGAACCAUAG